AUGGUGUUGGGGACUGAGGCUGUGGACGGUGUUGCUGACGUGACAGGCGCGGGUUCUGCCGACGCCGUUGCGGCGGUAGCAGCUGCUGACGUGGCGAGCGCCGCCACGGACGCCGCGACCGACGUGGCUGCACACGCUGCCGAAUCCGCCGCUGACGAAGCCUCCGACGAGGAAACAGAUCUCGAUAGCGCCGAAGAUGCGAGAAAGAAAGCCCUAGAAGACGCAGAGCUGGUGUGGCAUAAGUGCGUGCAGUCGGAGAAGCUGGGCGAGGUGUGCGUGGGGGUGUUUGUGGACUCUCAGCAGGAGCCGCCGCUGCUGUUCUCGGAGAUCAGCCUGCGGAACCACACGUUCCUGGUGCCGCUCGCCAAGGCCAAGGCGUGCUUGGACGACCAGCUGCUGCUGAAUCUGCUGCUCCACGACCCCAAGCUCGCCCCGUUUGCUGCGGAAAUUAAGCAUUCCAUGUUUCUCACAGAGAGGCAGGCUGCUGCAGCUGAUGUCAUGCGCGAGUUUGGACUUCCUGCCAUCAUGAUCAUGGAGAAGCUGGCUGCUGCUGAUGUCAUCAGCGAGUGCGUACUCUUUAACGGCCUCUCCAUUACUGUGGACAAACCCAACGACUGCCUGUACAUAGCGGCAUGUCCCCGGCUCUGCUCCCGCCUGGGCUGUCGCCAUGGGCACUGCCUCUACUCCAAGGACAAGGAGUUUGAAUGCUUCAGGGUGCGUGUGCCUCUGCACAGGCACAGCAGGGAUGUUGCAGUGCGCUAG
Molecule: messenger RNA, 762 nt
Organism: Closterium sp. NIES-65
Lineage: Eukaryota; Viridiplantae; Streptophyta; Zygnematophyceae; Desmidiales; Closteriaceae
Source: the annotation of a GenBank genome assembly